UUCUUGCUUGCCAAAAAUGGCGUGCAACUCAGGAACCUGCCAGUCCGGUUGUUACAGAGACUCCUCUAAUGAAGCAGAAGAACAUCCGCCUGUAAAAAUUGCAAAUGAAGCUCCAAACGACGUCGCUAACGGUAGAAAGAGCACCGAACAAUUAUCUAUCGCCGUCUGUGUUAAAUGCAAGGUUAACAAAACCAUAGCCUCCGCUGCCUCCGCCGAGGGAGGUGGUGACUUUAGCGGAGGAGAUAGCGGAAGGUUCUGUGCAGAUUGCUUCCGCAGUAACCUCUAUGGAAAGUUCAGAUAUUCUGUCACAUCUAAUGCUAUGAUUUCGCCGUCGGAUAACGUCCUUGUCGCUUUCUCCGGCGGUACAUGUUCCAGGGUGGCUCUGCAGUUUACACAUGAGAUGCAAAGCAAAGCUCAGAAGAACUAUGAUGCCAGUCCAGAUAGAGCAUUACCAGUUUUUGGUGUUGGGGUUGCUUUUAUUGAUGAAAAAGCCAUUUCUGCUGUUUCAUCUGAUGAUCUUGAUAGAGCUAUUGAGAAGCUGAAACUUAUCUUGUCAGAUUUGGCUCCACCAGUGAAACAAUUCCAUGUAGUUCCAACAGAGGCCAUUUAUUCGCUGAAAGCUGGUGAUGCAAAAGAUAGACUGAAUGAAUUAAUAAAUGCUGUUAGUGAUGUCACAGGAAAAGAAGAUCUUGUAGAGCAUCUUCGCAUGCUCUCCCUGCAAAAGAUAGCUCUUGAGCAUGGAUAUACCAAAGUUUUGCUAGGAACGUGUACAUCAAGAAUAGCUUGUCGUGUACUUGAAGCAACUGUCAAGGGCAGAGGUUAUUCUUUAGCUGCUGAUAUCCAGUAUGUUGAUGCAAGGUGGAAGAUACCUGUGGUUCUUCCCCUCCGUGAUUGUCUUAUUCAUGAGUUGAAUACGCUUUGCAGCCUUGACAGUUUAAUGACUGUAGAAGUUUUUAACGGAACACAUGCUGGUAUCAAUGGCUUGGUCUCCUCAUUUGUAAAAUUGUUGCAGGAGGAAAACCCUUCCCGGGAAAGCACAAUCAUGAGAACAGCUGGAAAGCUGACACCUUUUCAUUUCAAUAGAAUGUCAGAGGACAAUAACUAUAACGAUCAGGUGGCAUCUCAAAGGAGGCAAAAGAAAUACAACCUGAAAACUAACGAUGCCCUUCCUCCCGAGUCAUUCUGUCGUAUUUGCAGUAGUCCUCUAAAAAUAUCCACCGUCGGAACUUCAAUUAGUGUUGACAAUGCGAAAACUAGUCUCAAUGCAAUAGGGGCUGCAUGCUGUGCAAGUUGUCAGUUUCAGGUUCUUCCAGAGGACCCCUCAUCUCUGGAGCACUUCAUUUCUCUCUUGCCACCAUCAAUGGUUUCCCAAGCAGAGGAUGGUGAUCAUCUAAGUCAGAGACAGCUAAGGGAGCAAAUAGAAGACUGCUUGCUCUCGGACACCGAAGACUGAGCAUGAUCCUGCUGAUUAGUUUUGCGAAAUAUCCGACUGCUGCACUGAAACACAAAUCACGUUUUGGUCUCAAUUAACCUCUAUGUCAACUAAAGAAUUGUUUGUUACUUGAGCCCGGAGGAGCAGGGAAACAUUGAAAGACGUGGGUGUGGGUUUUGAGAUUAUGCCGAGGUUCCCAUUUCUAUAAAUAUCAGUACACCAUGUUAUGGUAGAGUUGGCCACUCGGCUGAUGCCUUGGGUACAGUGUUACAGAAAAAUUAUCUGCUACCAAAUUCUCUUUGGGUUUUCAAUCUGUUUUGUAAGUGGUGGUGUAUGUCACAGAAAAGUUUAUGUUCUUUAGGCCAACUUUUUUAACAUUUCAUGCCCUUCAGUUUUGGUUUAGCGCCUAAGCUACAUUGCAAUGUUUCUCAGACACUUUUUACAUGUUGGAAGAUCACCUGCAAGGUGAAAAUGUUAGAUAAUCCUCUCUUGUCUGUUUCAUGUAUGAAUUCUAAACUAAUGAAACACAAAUUAUACAUUACAUUUAUUAAUUCAAUACGAGUCGAUCCGCUCUUCAUAGAACAGAACAGGGGAAUUAUUACAUGGAAGUAGAAAUACACGCACUAGAUAGAAUUAAGGUUGAUCUCUCUUGCCAGAAAAGCUUAAUAGCUGGGUGUAUUUAGAUCAACCUAGUAGCAGCCGCAAAUUUCACUGGGGCAGCCCAUAGUACAUGGAUCCUGAUAAACAUUCCCCUGAUAGCUCACAGAAGGAAAAGACUUUUCUCUAUCGUCAUAAGAGCUUAUCGUUUCACUCCAUUGUUGUGUGUUGGAGGCUGAUUCAUCCAUUGAUAGCACGAUACGCGAUAAAGCUGGGUAACCAUGGUAGAAUAAAAAAGCAAUAAUUAUCAGAAUAAUAAGAACAAUGGUACUGUUUCUGGCCAUUGAUAAAAACUUCAA
Messenger RNA from Nicotiana attenuata, 2388 nucleotides. RefSeq names its product cytoplasmic tRNA 2-thiolation protein 2-like. Gene Ontology annotation, biological process: tRNA wobble position uridine thiolation. The coding region runs from base 17 to 1453 and encodes 478 amino acids. Gene Ontology annotation, cellular component: cytosol. The transcript is spliced from 7 exons. NCBI's taxonomy places the organism in Eukaryota, Viridiplantae, Streptophyta, Magnoliopsida, Solanales, Solanaceae. The record is from RefSeq and is a predicted model, not a curated record. Gene Ontology annotation, molecular function: tRNA binding; sulfurtransferase activity.